GAGCAGCACACCCAUGCUGACACGCUGAUGGAUCAGCUUUUUUCUGAUCAGCAGUCCCACCAUUUCUCUGCUGAGGAGGUGGCUGCCCAUCAGGCUGACCUGGCUAGUCAGUUCGAGCGGAUCUCCCUCUAUGAUCCUGCUCAUGAAAUGCUGGAGAGGGGUGGCUGUCCAGCGAGCCAGAUCUGGUCCACCUCUGGUUUCCUCAAUGGACACAACCUUCCCCCAAUACCGGUGGAGGAGAUCGAGGAGUGCAUUGCCCUGACUGUCCUGAAGGCAGGGAUAUACAGCCUGAAGCUCAAGGAGACCAGGCAGGCCAAGGAACAAGGCUUGCUGAUGGCCAAGGAAACGGCCGAACAGGCAGCCGAGGCCGAACGACGGG
Cuscuta epithymum is the source of this 379-nucleotide messenger RNA. The record is from the annotation of a GenBank genome assembly. NCBI's taxonomy places the organism in Eukaryota, Viridiplantae, Streptophyta, Magnoliopsida, Solanales, Convolvulaceae.